UUCAGAAGAUUCACGUCUCACGGGAAAGAAACAAUGUUUUUGUCCGUUGUUGUUUUUUGCAGUUUUGCUUUAACGUCGUCAGUUAGUCUAACAGAGUCGGAUGUGGACCCCUGGUACGUUGCUGCUGUGUAUGAGCACAACGUAAUCCUGAACCCGGAGCCUGGUGUCCCCCUGUCCCGCGUCGAUGCCCUGCAGCACAUGCAGAAAAACCUGGAUAUCUACGAGGAGCAGGCAGCCCGGGCUGCUCGGCAGGGGGCCCAGAUCCUGGUGUUUCCAGAAGAUGGUCUUCAUGGUUUUAACUUCACCCGUUCGUCCAUCUCUGGCUACCUAGAAACCAUUCCUGACCCCCAGCAGGAGAGCUGGAACCCCUGCACAGAGCCGGGCAAAUACAACAACACUGAGGUUCUCCAGCGACUCAGCUGUAUGGCCCGUCGUAACAACCUCUACCUGGUGGCCAACAUGCCAGACCUGCAGCCCUGUCCCCUGAAAACUGACCCCUCCUCCUCCUGUCCCUCUGAUGGACGCUGGCAGUUCAACACCAACGUGGUUUUCAGGUCAGAUGGUCUGCUGGUGGCUCGCUACCAUAAACAAAACCUCUACUUUGAGAAGGCCUUUGAUACACCGCCCCAACCUGAGAUUAUAACAUUUGAUACACCUUUCGCUGGAAGGUUUGGCAUCAUGAUCUGCUUUGACAUCCUGUUCCACAAGCCCACAGUUACCCUGGUGGAAAGGGGUGUACGUCAGCUGGUCUACCCAACAGCCUGGAUGAACCAGCUCCCCCUUCUGGACUCGAUCCAGUUCCAGUGGGCAUUCAGCUUAGGUGCCAAUGUCACCCUGCUAGCGGCCAACAUUCGUAACAACCGACUAAACAUGAGAGGAAGUGGUAUCUACACCCCUUUUUCUGCCACCUACCACCACGCCCAGAAAGGAGACCCAGAGGAGGGCAGGCUGCUGGUGGCUAGGAUGCCAGUCUUGGACCCACUGUGGGUGGGGCCGAGUGUAAGUACGGAUGAGAGGGUAGUUAGGAGUGAGACCACAUCAUCUACAGCUACCGAAUCUGGAUUCUGUCACCAAGAGAACUGUUCUGAUUCUCCCCCUCCUGAAACUGCUCCAUCUUCCUCUGUCACCUUCAUCUCAUCUAUGAUGUAUGACCCUUUUACAUUUUUCCUCUUGAAUGAAACAGAGGGCGAUGUGAAUGUGUGUAAUGGAACCUUUUGCUGUCACCUACGGUACCGGCGGUUACAACAUGGUGGCAGUAAAGAGCUCUAUGCAUUGGGAGCAUUUGCUGGAACACACACUGUGAAUGGACGCUACGCCCUCCAGGUGUGUGCACUAGUUCGCUGUGGAGGUUUGGAAGCCAGUUCCUGUGGACAGGAAGUGGAAGAGGCUGAGUCUAAAAUGGACUUCCUGUUGGAGGGGAAGUUCGGGACCAGAUAUGUGUACCCAUCAGUUUUGGCCAGCAAGAUGGUCCUGGAGCAGCCAGAGCAUCUGGAAACAGCUGCAGAUGGCAGAGUGACCAUGAAACACUCAAAAAUGGCCGGUGGCCUGGUCACUGCCUGUCUGUAUGGACGAAUGUAUCACCUUGACAUUGAGUGAACUGCUUUGGAGUAUAAAAGUAAAUCAGAAGUAUUGAAGAGAAAACUUCAAAAUGCAUUUCCUGCAUAAAGAAACUUGUGAAUGCUAAAUUGCUAAAGCUAAACUGGCGGUGAAGAAUUGAGAAUAGUUCGGAAAGUGGGAAUGGCUGUCGCUACACUCAAUUGCUGGUUAAAAGUUGCAAGGUGAAGUUUUAGGGAAAAGUGGAAAUGGUUCUAGAUAAGGAUG
Etheostoma cragini (Arkansas darter) is the source of this 1821-nucleotide messenger RNA. It is a transcript of the gene btd, whose product is annotated as biotinidase. The transcript is spliced from 6 exons. Gene Ontology annotation, molecular function: hydrolase activity, acting on carbon-nitrogen (but not peptide) bonds, in linear amides. NCBI's taxonomy places the organism in Eukaryota, Metazoa, Chordata, Actinopteri, Perciformes, Percidae. The coding region runs from base 34 to 1596 and encodes 520 amino acids. The record is from RefSeq and is a predicted model, not a curated record.